Molecule: messenger RNA, 2640 nt
Organism: Peromyscus eremicus (cactus mouse)
Lineage: Eukaryota; Metazoa; Chordata; Mammalia; Rodentia; Cricetidae
Product: neurexin-1
Exons: 14
Coding region: 1-2640 (879 amino acids)
Source: RefSeq, a predicted model, not a curated record
AUGGACAGUAUGAAGGAAAAAGAUGAAAUGCAAGAAACAGUGGCCCUCAGGGAUGCUGCCCAGGCAACACCUGCAGCAGCAUCUGAAAGAAAAGAAGAGUACAUUGCCACCUUCAAGGGAUCUGAAUACUUCUGCUACGACCUGUCACAAAACCCCAUUCAAAGCAGCAGUGACGAAAUAACCCUGUCCUUUAAAACUCUUCAGAGGAAUGGACUCAUGCUUCACACAGGGAAAUCGGCUGAUUAUGUCAAUCUCGCCUUGAAAAAUGGAGCUGUCUCUCUGGUCAUUAAUUUGGGAUCAGGGGCCUUUGAAGCGCUCGUGGAGCCUGUGAAUGGAAAGUUUAAUGAUAAUGCCUGGCAUGAUGUGAAAGUCACCAGGAAUCUGCGUCAGCACUCAGGCAUUGGACACGCUAUGGUGACCAUAUCAGUGGAUGGGAUUCUUACCACAACGGGCUACACGCAGGAAGACUAUACCAUGCUGGGGUCUGAUGACUUUUUCUAUGUUGGAGGCAGUCCCAGCACCGCCGACCUGCCAGGGUCCCCAGUCAGCAACAACUUCAUGGGCUGUCUCAAAGAGGUUGUAUAUAAAAAUAAUGACGUAAGGCUGGAGUUAUCUCGACUUGCCAAGCAGGGAGAUCCUAAGAUGAAGAUCCAUGGAGUGGUGGCAUUUAAGUGUGAAAAUGUGGCAACCUUAGACCCAAUAACUUUUGAAACCCCAGAAUCUUUCAUUUCUUUGCCUAAAUGGAACGCAAAGAAAACAGGCUCAAUAUCAUUUGAUUUCCGUACAACGGAGCCAAACGGCCUCAUCUUGUUUAGCCAUGGAAAGCCGAGACAUCAAAAGGAUGCCAAGCACCCACAGAUGAUUAAGGUUGACUUUUUUGCUAUUGAAAUGCUGGACGGUCACCUGUACCUCCUCUUAGACAUGGGGUCGGGUACUAUCAAAAUAAAAGCCCUGCAGAAGAAAGUGAAUGAUGGAGAAUGGUAUCACGUGGAUUUCCAGAGGGAUGGACGGUCAGGUACCAUUUCUGUCAACACACUGCGCACUCCUUACACGGCCCCUGGUGAGAGUGAGAUCCUGGAUCUAGAUGAUGAGCUGUAUCUGGGUGGCUUGCCAGAAAAUAAGGCGGGCCUUGUCUUCCCCACCGAGGUGUGGACGGCUCUGCUCAACUAUGGCUACGUGGGCUGCAUCCGGGAUCUGUUCAUUGAUGGCCAGAGCAAAGACAUCCGGCAGAUGGCGGAAAUUCAGAGUACUGCUGGAGUGAAGCCAUCCUGCUCGAGGGAGACAGCAAAACCGUGCCUUAGCAAUCCUUGCAAAAACAAUGGCAUGUGCAGGGAUGGCUGGAACAGAUAUGUCUGCGAUUGCUCGGGAACAGGAUAUCUCGGCAGGUCCUGUGAGAGAGAGGCAACAGUUUUGAGCUAUGAUGGGAGUAUGUUCAUGAAAAUUCAGCUACCAGUGGUGAUGCACACCGAGGCCGAGGAUGUGUCUUUACGGUUCAGAUCCCAGCGUGCAUAUGGUAUUCUGAUGGCGACCACUUCUAGAGACUCCGCAGACACCCUUCGACUGGAGCUAGAUGCAGGGCGUGUGAAACUCACGGUCAAUCUAGAUUGUAUCAGGAUUAACUGUAAUUCCAGCAAAGGUCCUGAGACCCUUUUUGCCGGCUAUAACCUCAAUGAUAAUGAAUGGCACACAGUGCGUGUGGUUCGUCGAGGAAAAAGUUUAAAACUGACAGUGGAUGAUCAACAAGCCAUGACAGGCCAAAUGGCAGGCGACCACACAAGGCUGGAGUUUCAUAACAUAGAGACUGGCAUCAUCACAGAACGACGGUAUCUUUCUUCUGUCCCCUCCAACUUCAUUGGACACCUGCAAAGCCUAACAUUUAAUGGGAUGGCGUACAUCGACUUGUGCAAAAAUGGCGAUAUAGAUUACUGUGAGCUCAAUGCCAGAUUUGGCUUCAGGAACAUCAUUGCCGAUCCCGUCACCUUCAAAACCAAAUCGAGCUAUGUUGCCUUAGCUACAUUGCAAGCCUACACGUCUAUGCAUCUCUUUUUCCAGUUCAAGACCACAUCCCUAGAUGGACUAAUCCUAUAUAACAGUGGGGAUGGAAAUGACUUUAUUGUGGUUGAAUUAGUUAAAGGGUACCUACAUUAUGUGUUUGACUUGGGAAAUGGUGCUAACCUCAUCAAAGGGAGCUCAAAUAAACCACUCAAUGACAAUCAGUGGCACAAUGUGAUGAUUUCAAGGGACACCAGCAAUCUCCACACUGUAAAAAUUGACACGAAAAUCACAACGCAAAUUACUGCAGGAGCCAGAAACUUAGACCUCAAGAGUGACUUGUACAUCGGAGGAGUGGCUAAAGAGACGUACAAAUCCUUGCCAAAACUGGUCCACGCCAAGGAAGGCUUUCAAGGCUGCCUGGCUUCUGUGGACUUAAAUGGCCGGCUCCCAGAUCUCAUCUCGGAUGCUCUUUUCUGCAACGGGCAAAUUGAAAGAGGAUGUGAAGGGCCCAGCACAACCUGCCAAGAAGACUCAUGUUCAAAUCAAGGAGUGUGCUUGCAGCAAUGGGAUGGUUUCAGCUGUGACUGUAGUAUGACUUCCUUCAGUGGGCCGCUCUGCAAUGAUCGAUCAAAUCCAGGUCCUUGA